AUGAAGACGAAACCAAAAAUCGCCACCCAACCAACGUCAGCAAAGAAACUGAAAUCAUAGCUUCCCUCAGAUUCUUUAAAGGGCAGUCAAAUUAAUGAACUUAUUCACGAUGACUAGACAUCUUGGGAGAGCAGAUUCUAAUCCACAACUAUAGAAUACUCUUUUACUAAAUUUAUGAAUCCACAUAAAUUAACAAAAUAUCCUAUGCAAGAAGACAAACCAAAAAGAGAAAUCCCUGAUACAAGCAGAGAGGAGGGUGCAAAGUUAAAGAAAUCUUAUACUAAUUCUACUCUUAUUUCUAGUCCUAGAAUGAUGUCUCCAAAAGAAUAAGUGGAAGCCAUUCAUUAUCUUGAAUUUAAAAAAAAGACUUUAAUUGAAGAAAACAAGAGGAAGGCAAAUCUUAUAGCCAAACUCUUGCAUAAUAAGUCACCCUCAAAAUCAAAUAAUACUCCAUAGCAACCUCCUAAAUCUGCUGAACUGUAUUCUCCUACUACUCGAUUCCCAUUAAUAACCACUCCUCAAACAAAUGAAUUUCAAGUUCCUUUGCAUUCAAAAUUAAAUUAACCUAAGGUGACAAGAAUUGACCAAAAUUGGAGCUUUGGAAAAUUGUCAGAGGAAGAUCGAGAUACCAAAAUUAAAUCUUAAUUUUCUAGAAUAACAAAUGCUACUCAUUAGAAAUCAUCCAUUAAAACUAAUUUUUAGAAGCCUCUCCUUAAAUUACCCAAAGAGUUUCAUCCUCAAUCAUGGAAUUCAAUUAAAAAAUGA
Messenger RNA from Paramecium octaurelia, 765 nucleotides. Lineage: Eukaryota; Ciliophora; Oligohymenophorea; Peniculida; Parameciidae. The record is from the annotation of a GenBank genome assembly.